AUGCAAAAGAACUACUUCGAUCUCCAACAAUUACUUGAAGAACUAACCCAAGAGUACACUUCUCCCUAUGAUAAUCUUUCUGAUAAUCAAAAGGCACAAAUAUAUCUACAAAGAGAUUAUGAGUAUCUCUUAGCUGCACAAACAGUUUCACCUGAACUAGUACCACUUGUUCAUGAUUAUCCAAUCUUACGUCCUGCUUUAACUAUUGCCCAAGUAGAAGAGCUCAUCUCACAAAGCAACCGAGCAACCACUCCCGAGUCUGCUGUUUGUUCUGCUUGCUCAUCUAAACUUAAUAGUCCCAACUCAAGCAGUAAGCCACGACUUCAACCAAAUACACAAAUUAGUAGCAAUACUAGCAAUAGUAAUGCUAAUAGUAACAGCAAUAGCAAUCGCAAUAGUGGAGGCAACUCGGGCCUGCUAGGGUUUACUUCGGCACGCAGCCAACUUUCACCAGAAGAUGCAGCUCGAUUGCCGAAAUCAACUAGUAAGAGUACUGGAAGUAGUACUAGCACGGGUAGAGUUAUUUCUAGUACUUUAGCUAAUCAUAGUAAUAGUGUGCCUAACAAUACGGAUGAGAAUUCAGAAUCACCAGUGGAUGCUAAAUUACUACAAAUGAUUUACAAUGAAGUCUUACAUCCUCAUACUCAGAUGAGUUGGGAUGAAAUAGCUGGGCUAGUUGAAGUUAAGACGGCUAUUAAAGAGAUCAUUAUUUGGCCUAUGCUACGGCCAGAUCUCUUCAAAGGUCUUAGAGGACCACCACGGGCAUUACUUCUCUUUGGGCCACCUGGAACUGGGAAGACUCUUAUUGGCCGGUGCAUCGCUUCACAAGCCGAAGCCACCUUCUUCUCAAUCAGUGCCUCGUCCUUGACUUCUAAAUGGGUUGGUGAAGGGGAGAAGAUGGUUAGAGCUUUGUUCUAUGCCGCCAUGAAACGAGCUCCAGCAGUUAUUUUCAUAGAUGAGAUAGACUCACUACUUAUGCAACGAACCGAAGGUGAGAAUGAAAGCACGCGACGACUUAAAACCGAACUGCUAAUUCAAAUGGAUGGAGCUAGAGCAUGUGAAGAGCAUGUUUUAGUAAUUGGUGCUACUAAUCGCCCGCAAGAAAUAGAUGAAGCAGCCCGACGUCGAUUUGUCAAGCGUCUGUACAUUCCUCUGCCGGAUAAGGUGGCACGUGCUGAAAUGAUCAAGCAAAUUGGAGGCGAAGAACUAGCGAUGGAUAGCACUGAGAUUGAACAACUAGCAGAAGGUCUAGCUGGAUACUCUGGAUCGGAUAUUUUCAAUCUGUGCCGAGAAGCAGCUAUGGAGGCCGUUCGAGAGUUGUCAUCUUUAGCAUCAGUCGAAAGACUCCGUAAAAUUGGAUCACGAGACUUCCAGAAAGCCAUGGCCCAGAUAAGGAAAAGCGUCUCAGAAAAAGACCUCAAAGUUUACAGUGACUGGAAUGAAGACUUCGGCAGUACUCCUAACAUUCCAGCCAACUAA
Molecule: messenger RNA, 1479 nt
Organism: Nematocida homosporus
Lineage: Eukaryota; Fungi; Microsporidia
Product: fidgetin-like protein 1
Exons: 1
Coding region: 1-1479 (492 amino acids)
Molecular function (GO): ATP binding; ATP hydrolysis activity
Source: RefSeq, a predicted model, not a curated record